Ceratotherium simum simum (southern white rhinoceros) is the source of this 2716-nucleotide messenger RNA. It is a transcript of the gene PPP1R16A, whose product is annotated as protein phosphatase 1 regulatory subunit 16A. The record is from RefSeq and is a predicted model, not a curated record. Gene Ontology annotation, biological process: biosynthetic process. Lineage: Eukaryota; Metazoa; Chordata; Mammalia; Perissodactyla; Rhinocerotidae. Gene Ontology annotation, molecular function: protein binding; myosin phosphatase regulator activity; pyridoxal phosphate binding. Gene Ontology annotation, cellular component: cytoplasm.
CUCCUCUUAGGCCUGACCAGCUGCCCAUGCCCGCGGUCCAGCUCAGAGUCAGAUGCUGGCGGCUGGAGGUAGCCACUCCUGGGCGGGGCCUAUCAGCUCCCUGCAGGGCCUGUGGAGGUGGGGCCCUAGGGCCUAUCUCGGCUAGUUUCCCCCUCUCUCCACCAAUCAGGAGCAACAGGGAUGGGGAGCUUACGUCACCUGGCCUGUGGUGUGCCCCAAGGUCAGCCUCAGGCUGGCGUGGCACAGCAGCAGCCCAGAGCAGCUGAGGUGUCCGAGGGCCCUUCAAGGGCCCAGAGCUGCCGUGCUCCCUCCCCCAACACCCCAACCCAGAGACUCCCGCCGUGCAGCACUGACCGGGGACCAAGGUCCAAUCACAGGGCUCUUGCAGCCUCCAGGUCAUGCCGCCAGCCCAGGAAGGGCCCGAUGGAACCCUGUGUCUGAGCACCUCACUCCCCUCCCCUGACACCCCAGCAUUCCUAAGGCCUGGCCCGGUUACCUGGGAGACAGGUCUGCUGGCCAAGCAAAGAUGGGGGGGGUCCGAGAGGGCUAGGCCUUGGCCAAGCCCUGCUGGGGUAAAUUGCCAGAGGUCCCAGGCUCCAUUUUCCCCUGGGGUUCAGCCUUGCCCAGCUCUGCCAACCCCUGAGGGCCCUUUGGCCCAGGCACUCAGGCCCUCCCCUCCCCUGGGCCCAGUCCCUCACAGCUUCUUGGACCUUCCGUCUGUCCCUACCCCCCAUGUGGGUCUCCUGCUCCCCUGUCAUGGGGACACUGGGCGGGCGUUGGGCCUUGCCCCAAGCUCCGCCUGCCUCCUCACCCACUCCCUAUGGCUGCCUGGGGAAGAACUGUGCCCAGAGCGGUGGGGCGGGGCGGGGUGGCACCAGCUCCUCCUUCAGCUUUUCUGUCCCUUUCAGUGGGGCCAGCAGGCUGCAGUGAAGACCAGGCCCUCUUACCUUGAGUCCCUGACCCAGGCCCCCCCUUCCCAGCCUGGCCCACUGAGCCUGGACCCAGCUUCCCUCAUCCCCCCUGCUGGACCCUGCUGCCUCCUGAGCCUCCUUCCUGCCUGGUCUGAGCAGGGUCAUGGCCUUGAAGGCAGGUGACCAGAGCCAGGCUGCCAUGAACAGGCUGAAGGAGAAGGUCUUGACGCUGGACACCAUGAACCCGUGUGUGCGGAGGGUGGAGUAUGCGGUACGAGGCCCCAUUGUGCUGCGUGCCCUGGAGCUGGAGCAGGAGCUGUGCCAGGGCAUAAAGAAGCCCUUCACUGAGGUCAUCCGUGCCAACAUCGGGGAUGCACAGGCCAUGGGGCAGAAGCCCAUCACCUUCCUGCGCCAGGUCCUGGCACUCUGCAUCCACCCCGAUCUCCUGAACAGCCCCGACUUCCCCGAGGAUGCCAAGAGAAGGGCAGAGCGCAUCUUGCAGGCGUGCGGGGGCCACAGCCUGGGGGCCUACAGCAUCAGCUCCGGCAUUCAGCUGAUCCGCGAGGAUGUGGCACGGUACAUCGAGCGGCGCGACGGAGGCAUUCCCGCGGACCCCAGCAACAUCUUCCUGUCCACAGGGGCCAGCGACGCCAUCGUGACAGUGCUGAAGUUGUUGGUGGCCGGCGAGGGUCGCACGCGCACGGGCGUGCUCAUCCCCAUCCCUCAGUACCCGCUGUACUCGGCCACGCUGGCCGAGCUCAACGCCGUGCAGGUGGACUACUACCUGGACGAGGAGCGCGCCUGGGCGCUCGACGUGUCCGAGCUGCGGCGCGCACUGCGCCAGGCGCGUGACCACUGCUACCCGCGCGCGCUCUGCGUUAUCAACCCUGGCAACCCCACUGGGCAGGUGCAGCCCCGCGAGUGCAUCGAGGCCGUGAUCCGCUUCGCCUUCGAAGAGCGGCUCUUCCUGAUGGCUGAUGAGGUGUACCAGGACAACGUGUACGCCGAGGGCUCGCAGUUCCACUCGUUCAAGAAGGUGCUCACGGAGCUGGGGCCGCCGUACGCGGCGCAGCAGGAGCUCGCCUCCUUCCAUUCGGUCUCCAAGGGCUACAUGGGCGAGUGCGGGUUCCGCGCCGGCUACGUGGAGGUGGUGAACAUGGACGCCGCGGUGCAGCAGCAGAUGCAGAAGCUGAUGAGCGUGCGGCUGUGCCCGCCUGUGCCAGGCCAGGCCCUGCUACACAUGGUGGUCAGCCCGCCCGCGCCCUCUGACCCCUCCUUCGCCCAGUUCCAGGCGGAGAGGCAGGCUGUGCUGGCCGAGCUGGCGGCCAAGGCCAAGCUCACGGAGCAAGUCUUCAACGAGGCUCCCGGCAUCCACUGCAACCCGGUGCAGGGCGCCAUGUACUCCUUCCCCCGCGUGCAGCUGCCACCGCGCGCGGUCCAGCGCGCUCAGGAGCUGGGCCUGGCUCCGGACAUGUUCUUUUGUUUGCGCCUUCUGGAGGAGACGGGCAUCUGCGUGGUGCCUGGGAGCGGCUUUGGGCAGCGGGAAGGCACCUACCACUUCCGGAUGACCAUUCUGCCCCCCAUGGAGAAGCUGCGGUCCCUGCUGGAGAAGCUGAGCCAGUUCCACGCCAAGUUCACCAGAGACUACUCCUGAGGACCCCUCUGGGGCCCAGGCCCGGCCAGGGUGGUGUGGCAGGGCCAACCCUAGACUGACCAUGGCCAGGACCCUGGGUGUCUCCUCCUGCAGCCUGUGGGGCUGGGCCCCUGCCUCUCUGUAGGCCCCUAAUAAAGCUGUGAGAUAGCCU